Molecule: messenger RNA, 2040 nt
Organism: Sander lucioperca (pikeperch)
Lineage: Eukaryota; Metazoa; Chordata; Actinopteri; Perciformes; Percidae
Exons: 5
Coding region: 626-1246 (206 amino acids)
Source: RefSeq, a predicted model, not a curated record
UAUGUUUCAGGCAUUAAGCUGACAAAUAUUUAACAAAGAAAAGGUUUUUGAAAAUGAAUGCAUGAAAUGAUGCACUUACACAUUACACCUGUGUGUGUUCAUAGGAUGAAGGAGGAACACUUGUUACUGUGGAAGGUAAGUUGUUCAGAAUAGAUCAAAGAGCCUUAUGUUAGAUUCUCGCAGGUUGAAUACAACAUGUACCUGAUAUUUCUUUUCUUAAACUUGUUUAGCAGAUGUAGUGGAUGGCACUUCUUGUUGUGGGUUCAUCACAAAGAAGUAGCACAUGUAUUUACUCCUACAGGUGCUCUACUUCUACGUCUUUGCCUGAUCAUUAAUAAUAUAAUCUCAUUGCCUCAUCAAAGUAAAGACCUGUAAUUGGGGUUGUGCAUGCAAUAAAAAGUAUUUAGAUCAAUGCAACUUUCUCCCAAACAUUGACUUUCUAGAGUGUCCUAACAUGAAAGCAAGCGUUCAUGUGUUGCACUUCCUUUUUAGAGGACCUCACAUCAGCUCGUACCUCUGAGAGCUGAGAGUUUGAGGUUUAGAUCGCCACAGUGCAAAGGUAUCAGUGUGUUCUCCUCCUUUAUAGUACAUUAUACUGUACCCUCCAGCAGCAGUUGCACCAGUAAUGGGUAGAUGGAAAAUGUGGUUUGUUCUGCUCCUGAAGCUAACUUUGUAUGUCUUCAACACCAAAGAGACUGGGAAGCAACUGCAGAAAACCAUCGGUAGCAAACCAGAUGUUACUCUGAUAUGCAUCAAUACAACACUGAGUCCCAUCAUAUUUCUAGUGUGUAAGAUCAGAACAGAGACGAGCGGUGGAGAAGAGUGUCGUCUGCUGUAUCGAAAUGGACAGGACUUUGAGAACAAAUGUGACUCCAGAUUCACUCUCAUGACGGAGGAUCAGACUGUAUUUCUCCACCUGACUGGUUUAACACCAGUGGAUAGUGGGAACCACACCUGUGAGUGUUCACAUCGUGGUGGAACAGACAUUCUCCAUCUUAAUAUCACUGUAGAAGCGGAUGAAGAUGCCAGCAGUUCUACAGAAAUGCCUUUCCACAAUGCUGUAAUUAUUGGUGUAAUUAUAUUCAUCAUCAUAACUGGAGUUAUCCUCGGAUGUAUCCACAGAAGAAAUCACCACAGAAGACGAUCAGAAGCGCUGACAAGUCACGCAAACACGGAGCCAGAAGACAUUGAGCCGUACAGCACCUACAUACAGAAAGAGAACGAGCUUUACUCAACUGUAAUAUAAUUGAAUGUGUUUACCUGAUACAAAUUGAAAGAUGCUUUUGAAGAGUUUUAAUUACAUAAUAUCUAAUCCGAUGUGAUGCAUGUAACGACUGAAUUGCUGUAAAGCAGGAUCUGCUGUCCAGGGCACUUGCUUACUUUUUUGCAUUUCAUUCUAAAACUGAUCAAGCUCCCCUGUUUUCUAUUAAUCUUAUUGUAAGUUUAAUGUUUUAAAAGGAGCACAUUGGGUGCAUUAUACUAUUUAAUUUUAUUACUGUAAAGUAUCCAAUAAAUUUGUUUUUAAAAUAAAGUUGCAACUUGUUUUGGUAUUCUGUUAGUCAAAGCCAUAACAAUGAAAUAUUUCAAUAUAAGUUUUAUUUAAGGGAGCAAUACGUAAUACUGACAGGUAGAGUUUAAAAUGGUGUACUGUAGUCUAAAUUCAGAAUAAUGGAGACAGCUGCUCCCCCGGCCCCUUGUACCCCAGACUCAACGCUCAUGCGGGUUGCCAGGUUGAGAACACUAAACCCAACAUCCCAUGAUGUCAGUGUACAUACGGUAUAUAUAGUUGAUGAUAGCCAAAGCUAGCUCGAUACAAAAGCCCCCUGGUCUUAAAAUACACACUUUGCAGUUGGGGUUCAGUGAGUGCUGGCCUUACUACUUUGCGUACCCCAUAAACAGUAAAAACUAAAUAAACAUAUACCAUUUCUUCCAUAGAGAUAAUAAUGUUGUCUAAGUUUAUCUUGCCAAUCCCUACUAUUAGCCGUGAUAAAUUAGUGAAGCUCAGUGCUUACAAUUUCAGGAGGAUAUUUUUAGCAUCCG